GGUACGUCAGACUGAGCGACAUUGUCACAAAUGCUUUGUAUCAAUCAAAGCGAUAUCCUGGGAAUUGGUUCGUCUGGACCGCUAACGUGGUAUCCUGCGGAUUAAUCACGCGUCUGCCUUUUGUUUUACUGUAUAGCCUCUCGCCCUAAUUCUUUUGUUUUAUUGGAGCAACUUACGCCCCAGAUAAACUGCGUACGGAAACGCCUAUUGUAUGCUUGAUAACGAGCGGUCAUGGAGUUUAACACUUCGUGCGCUAGCCAUUGUAUCUCGCAUAUAAAUAGUCGUCCCAUUUGGUUCAAAACUCAAAGUAUUGCAAGUGAUUGGAGUUUAGUAGUCAUGAUGCUAUAUGGCUUACAGUUUAUUGUUAUGUGUCGUACGUUUCUAGAAAGGUGUUUGUAUUAAUGUUAAUCGAUUCUAUUUGAAUAAGGUUGUGUGUGUUAAGAAUAAACGUCGUGUACCAACUGAUCAAGGUACUAGUGUGUUGUCUGUUAAGAGAACUUCCAAGUCAGAAUCCCAAACUAAACCUCGUCGUAUCGUGACCUUCCGAUACACGUGACAACUGGGGGCUCGUCCGGGAUUUAUCUGAUUAUAUAAGCGAAGUUAAGCAGCAACCCUGGUAGGAUCGGCAAUGGAGUCUAUUGAUCAUUGGAUGGAAACUGGUAAUCGAUUAGGAUAUACCGGCGAUAAUUUGCGUGACUUCGUGAAAGCACAACUUGAACGAGAAGAAAGAAUAGCGGUUCGGGAUGAGAAAAAGCGUGCAGAUGAAAUGGAAGCGAAGAAACGUGCGGAUGAGAUUACAGAAAAGAAACGUUUUGAUGAAAUGGAAGCGAAGAAACGUGCGGAUAAGAUUGCAGAAAAGAAACGUUCUGAUGAAAUAGAAGCGAAGAAACGUGCAGAUGAAACCGAAGAAAGACAUCAGGUUCGCCAACACGAAUUGGAAUUGAGAAAGCUGGAGCUGGAAGAUGGACAACGACGUGAUGAAACUACUAGCACGGCGUCGGUAGUAAGUGUCAAUGGCACUAGCAAGUGGCCAGAGCUACCAAAAUUUGUAAACAACAUGGAUGACAUGGAUGGCUACCUGCUUCGGUUUGAGAGGUAUGCUGAGAAUAGCGGCUGGGAGAAAACCCAAUGGGCAACCUGGCUAAGCGCACUACUUACCGGAAAAGCAUUGGGGGUAUUCUCACGAUUGUCAGCCGAGGAGGGAAGAGACUACGAAAUAUUGAAACGUGCGCUCCGAGAGCGGUAUGGGUUGCGUGAGGAUGGAUACCGAAAUAAGUUCAACAGUGAGAACCAGCAACAAGACGAGACGGUUUCUCAGUAUUUUAUUCGGUUUGAAAACUACUUGGACAAUUGGGUAGAAAUGGCUGGAGUAGAAAAGACGUACAAAGGACUCAAGGAGCUGUUUCUUCGAGAAAAAUUCCACAGAGAAAGUUAUCGCGACCUAUCCUUGUAUAUGAGGCAGCAUUCCACUACAAACAUGACAGAGUUUGCGGAAAUGGCCGACAAAUUCCUAAGUCCCUUGAAGAAACUGAUAAACGGAUUUAGCUCAGAAUCAAAGCGCACGCGAGCUAUAGUAUAUUAUGCCAACCACGAGAGAACAGGAUCAUGGGACGUAAACCGGCGUGCGUACCGAUCGGGUCCUAUUGGUCGCCAGUGUUUUAAUUGUGGAAUGUAUGGACACGCUGCUAGGGAAUGUACUGCAAUGGUCACCAGAGGCACAACGCGUAACUCAACAGAACGGACACAAAACGCAAUGGUGGUUCAAGUCCACAACCGCAAUUUAAAGUCGGUACUCGGACGCGUUAAUGGCAAAACCGUGGAAACAUUGCGGGACACUGGAUGUACAACGGUGCUUAUUCGUAGAUCAUUAGUCUUGGAUAAACAACUCACGGGAGAAUAUCAGAACCUUCAAGGCUUUGUAGGACGACCUAAAGCUGCUCCAGUGGCGAUCGUCGAAAUUGACACGCCGUAUUAUUCCGGAACUCUCGAAGUCGUCUGUGUUACCAAUCUGAAUGGAGAUCUCAUAAUUGGAAAUAUCCCCGGGGCCAGGAAUUGGGACUCUCCUGAUCCUAACUGGCCCGCGACAUCUGUAAAGUCCUGUGCAGUGGUCACAAGAUCAAAGGCUCGUGAACGCCAUCAAUUAAAACUCCUAAAGAUACACGGCUGUACAGGAUUCGACGAAGCCAUUAAUAAGAAAACCUUCCAAAUCGCCCAAGACUCGGAUACAUCGUUAGACAAAUUUCGGGAAAAAUCCAACGAAACCUCUGGGAACAAUGGACAUGUUAAGUUUGUAAAAAAAAUGAACCUCCUCUACAGACAAUUUUGGAAUCCUAAUGUAAACGACGGCAAGCCCAUACUGCAGCUGUUAGUUCCGAGUAACCUUCGGAACAAGAUAAUAGGAAUCGCUCAUGACUCUAUAAUGGCAGGUCACAUGGGAGUAAAAAAAACGCUAGAUCGGAUCCUUUCGAACUUCUACUGGCCAGGUAUCAGAAGUGAUGUGACACGUUUUUGCAGAUCAUGUGAUGUCUGUCAGAAGACGAUUAGCAAAGGCAAAGUUGCAAAGGCCCCGCUCCAGAAAAUGCCUUUGAUUGAUGUACCAUUUGAAAGGGUAGCAGUAGACUUGGUUGGCCCAAUCCAACCACCAAGUGAGAAGGGACAUCGUUAUCUACUGACCAUGGUUGAUUACGCUACAAGGUAUCCCGAAGCGGUUCCAUUAAAAAACAUUGCGACGGAAGACGUGGCAGAAGCAUUAGUGGACAUAUUCAGCAGAGUAGGUGUACCAAGUGAGAUCUUGUCGGAUCAGGGAACCCAAUUUAUGUCCGGGUGCAUGAAAGAAGUUGAAAGAUUAGUGAAGGUUCGCCAUCUCAGAACAACGCCUUACUCUCCACAAUGCAACGGGCUAGUUGAGAGAUUUAACGGCACCCUAAAGACGAUGUUAAAGAGGUUAUGUGCUGAACAACCGCAACAGUGGCAUCGGUACAUCAAUCCGUUACUUUUUGCAUACCGUGAAGUUCCUCAGGAAUCAACGGGGUUUGCACCCUUCGAACUUCUUUACGGUCGAACGAUUAGAGGGCCACUUCAUAUUUUAAAGGAUAUGCUAACCAACGAAACAACAGACAGAGAAACAAUGUGCAGCUACCAGUACGUAUUUGAAUUACGUGAGAGGUUGGAGAAGACAAUGCAAAUAGCAAAAGCAUCGAGUACAGAUGCACAGAGCCGAUACAAGAAAAACAAUGACCGGAAAGCAAAGAAGCGUGAGCUUUCAGAGGGUGACCAAGUCCUAAUUCUUCUGCCAACGGACAACAAUAAACUAUUAAUGCAGUGGAAAGGACCGUACGAAGUGAAAGUAAAAGUCGGGACCAAUGAUUAUCGGGUUGAUGUGAAAGGUAAACUAAAAAUUUAUCAUAUUAACCUACUCAAGAAAUACAUUCAGCGGAACCGCGAAGAAAAGGCGGCCACCAGUGACAUACAAGUUAUCAGAGCAUUAUGCUGUGAAACGACGGACUCCGUAGAUGAAGAUAAGCUACUUGAAUUGAAUUUGGGUGUUCACCAUGAAACAACAGAUGAUAUAAAAACGGGCGACUCACUUACGGAACAACAAAGGCGGGACAUAAUGCUGAUCGUUAAGGCAUAUUCAGGAGUGUUCUCCGAAAAACCUGGAUCGAUGGGGCUAGUAGAACAUGUUAUUAACCUGACGAGUGACAACCCAGUGAGGUCAAAACCAUACAUGGUGCCGUUUCAUGUACGCAAGUCAUUACGAGACGAUCAAGAAAUGUUGCAAGCGGGGAUUAUUCGACCAUCAACUUCACCAUACGCGUCGCCAGUCGUAAUGGUUCGUAAAAAGGAUGGUACGAAUCGCAUAUGUAUUGACUAUCGCAAAUUGAACAAUCUAACAAUAUUUGACCCUGAACCAAUGACCACGGCUAAAGAAGUCUUCAAUACGCUUUCUAAUGAUCACUACUUUUCAACAAUCGACCUGACCAAAGGCUACUGGCAAGUCAAAGUAGCUGAGGAUGACAUACAAAAAACGGCUUUCGUCACACCAGACGGGUGUUACGAAUUCUGCAAAAUGCCAUUUGGAAUGAAGAACUCCAGUGCGACAUUCGUACGGGGAAUGCGAAAGCUUCUUGAAGGCAUGGAAAACGUCGAGCACUACAUUGAUGACGUCAUUGUACACACGCGCACCUGGAACGACCAUCUCGCAACUCUCGAAGAACUGUUUAAACGGCUAGCUCGCGCCAACGUUACCGCUCGCCCAACAAAAUGUCGAUUGGGAGCCGGCGAUGUCGACUUCUUGGGACAUCAUGUGGGAAACAAUGUCAUCGGAUUGCACGAUGACAACGUCCGAAAGAUUCGCGAUGCACCCAGGCCAAAAUCCAAAAGUGAAGUACGUUCAUUUCUAGGCUUGACAGGAUACUAUCGCGACUACAUCGCAAACUAUGCUGCGGUGGCCGUACCUCUUACCGACCUUACAAAGAAAGGACAUCCUGACAUCGUGGAGUGGGGUGAUGCACAGGACAGGGCCUUUAACAACCUCAAGUUAAUGCUCUCAAAGAAGCCAAUCCUGCAUCUUCCCGACCCUUCUUUAGGAUUCGUGCUGCGUACAGAUGCCUCGCGGGAUGGGAUCGGCGCAGUUCUUAUGCAAGUUCAUGAAGGAAAGUACUUCCCGGUAAGCUACGCGAGUAAGAAGCUUUCAAGUGCUGAACGCCGAUACUCAACCAUCGAACGAGAAUGCCUGGCGGUCGUGUGGGGCGUAAAGAAAUUCAUGAUGUACUUAUAUGGCACGAAGUUUGUCAUUCAAACUGAUUAUCAACCGUUAUCAUUCCUCCAAAAAACGAAAUUUGACAAUGACCGGAUCAUGCGCUGGGCAAUGUAUUUGCAGAACUUUGAUAUUCGAUGCGAAUAUAUAAAGGGCAGUGAUAACGUGGGGGCUGACUAUCUCAGCCGGAUGUAAUCCGCUAUGCUUACUGUGUUUUCGUUUAUACUCAUCGCGUUUGUAUUGUAAAGACAUUUGUGUUAUUUUCUUUACGUUUAUUUUAUUUUCUUAAAACAAAACAACUCUUAAAAAGGGGGUUGUGUCACAAAUGCUUUGUAUCAAUCAAAGCGAUAUCCUGGGAAUUGGUUCGUCUGGACCGCUAACGUGGUAUCCUGCGGAUUAAUCACGCGUCUGCCUUAUGUUUUACUGUAUAGCCUCUCGCCCUAAUUCUUUUGUUUUAUCGGAGCAACUUACGCCCCAGAUAAACUGCGUACGGAAACGCCUAUUGUAUGCUUGAUAACGAGCGGUCAUGGAGUUUACCACUUCGUGCGCUAGCCAUUGUAUCUCGCAUAUAAAUAGUCGUCCCAUUUGGUUCAAAACUCAAAGUAUUGCAAGUGAUUGGAGUUUAGUAGUCAUGAUGCUAUAUGGCUUACAGUUUAUUGUUAUGUGUCGUACGUUUCUUAGAAAGGUGUUUGUAUUAAUGUUAAUGAUUCUAUUUGAAUAAGGUUGUGUGUGUUAAGAAUAAACGUCGUGUACCAUCUGA
Ciona intestinalis (vase tunicate) is the source of this 5519-nucleotide messenger RNA. NCBI's taxonomy places the organism in Eukaryota, Metazoa, Chordata, Ascidiacea, Phlebobranchia, Cionidae. The record is from RefSeq and is a predicted model, not a curated record.